This is a messenger RNA of Peronospora matthiolae, 381 nucleotides long. Lineage: Eukaryota; Oomycota; Peronosporomycetes; Peronosporales; Peronosporaceae. The record is from the annotation of a GenBank genome assembly.
AUGGAGGUGGAGGAGGAGGAAAGACGCUCUCCACACGAUCAUGUGGAUCGGUGUGUUCCCGAGAGCUUCUUUGAUCGCGUAACGCAAGGGUUACGCGACGAUCUCGAACAUGAGCGGAAUAGGCGUCUCCAAAUGGCGGACACUGCCUCGAAGCAUCGAGCUGAGUUUGCCUUUGCUCAGCUCGAGAACGAGAGAUCUCUGACAUCUCUUCGUGACGAGCUAAGGGUAGCUCGUGGGAUUGUUGAUCGGUCUCGGGAUGAGAUAGCUGCUCUUCAGACCCUUGUUGAUGCCCACCAUCGGGAGCACAAGGCUCUCUGCGAGAUGCUUGAGCGCAAGGGCGUUCUUCAUCGGAAGAAGCAGCGUACUGAUGGUACGGCUUAA